Messenger RNA from Talaromyces marneffei, 2571 nucleotides. RefSeq lists its product as uncharacterized. The record is from RefSeq and is a predicted model, not a curated record. Gene Ontology annotation, molecular function: protein binding. Bases 1 to 2571 code for a protein of 856 amino acids. The transcript has 2 exons. Lineage: Eukaryota; Fungi; Ascomycota; Eurotiomycetes; Eurotiales; Trichocomaceae.
AUGCACUCAUCAGAGGGUCUCCUGCGAAUGCGCUCUGAUAAACCCGCGUACACCGCGGCUUCAUUGGCAGCGUCCUACAAAUUGGAUGAGGGUUAUUCUGACGACACAAAAAGUCAGCUAGAAGGCGAAGACGGUGUCGCUCAAAAUGUAUCCAUGCUUUUACCAGACUGGAUCCUUGCCUAUAGUGAUUCAGAACGAGCCGAGCUUGCCCAGUCCAUACUCACCAGCUUACCAACAAGCUUGAUCGCCUCAGUCGUAGAUCGACUGACGCCGCGGCUUCACAUGGAUCCCGUACUCAGACUCCCACCCGAAAUCACCGCGGAAAUCUUCUCAUAUCUCGACCCAGCUACACUACAUACUGCAUCGUUAGCCUCGCGUGCUUGGAGAAACCGUAUCGCCGAUCCACGCCUAUGGAAAGAUAUGUACAUCAGAGAAGGAUGGCGAGUGGAUAUCAACGCUGUCACAAAAUAUGAACAACUACAUACGGAGCGAUUCAUGUCCCAAACUCGUAAAUCUCGUUCGAGACACGCGGACUCCGACUCACCCGAACCUCAGCUCAAGAGGCGCAUCACUGAGGCGAGCCUACAGCCGCGAGACCCUUCCGAUCAUAAUGCGCAGUCUAACCCCCCAUGGAAUGAACAGCAUCAGGUGGUAGAAGCAGAUGUGCCAGUUUCUCCAUAUGAUGCCGAUAACGAUCGAGAAAUGCGAGAUGUGAACGCUGCAGGCCUUUCAUUCUCAUCGGCCGACAGUCAGUAUGAACCUACAACAUCAGCAAGGCAAUCGCCCUGCGUGAUCCGGUUACCAAAUGGUACUGCCAAGAUCAAUUGGCCCUAUCUUUACAAGCAACGAAGACGCUUGGAAGACAACUGGCUCAAAGGCCGCUUCACCACCUUUACACUUCCCCAUCCAGCCUAUUCGGAUGAAGCGCAUCAACAAUGUGUCUACGCCAUUCAAUUUGUGGGUAAGUGGAUGGUUAGCGGCAGCCGUGACACAACUAUUCGCGUCUGGGAUUUAAGUCGAAUGCGGUUAUGCCUUCCACCGCUUCGAGGCCACCAAACAUCAGUACUGUGCCUUCAAUUUGAUCCCAGCCCAGAGGAAGACGUGAUCAUGUCUGGAGGAAGUGACAACAAUGUCAUUAUCUGGAAGUUUUCCACAGGUCAAAAACUCCUCGAGUUGACUAAUGCGCAUCAGGACUCUGUUUUGAACCUGAAAUUUGACAAACGCUAUCUCGUGACAUGUUCCAAAGACAAGCUUAUCAAAGUCUGGAAUCGUCAAGCACUCACUCAUCUGGACAAAGAUUACCCUUCUGUUAUCAGGGGAGCAGUUAACAAGUACCCUGCUUAUAUCAUCGACACAACCCAGUAUUCUCCUUCUUGGCUAGAGACAAAUCUCGCGAACGGCCAAAUCAAAAGACUUGAACCAUACAGUCUGCUAAUGACUCUUGAAGGGCAUGAUGCCGCUGUGAACGCAAUACAAAUCAACGACGACGAGAUAGUUUCAGCCGCAGGAGACCGGUUGAUCAAAGUAUGGAGCAUCCACAACGGAUCAUGCUUGAAGACUAUAUUGGGUCAUAAAAAGGGCAUCGCAUGCGUUCAAUUUGAUAAUCGACGCAUCAUCAGCGGUAGCAACGAUGACACGAUUCGCAUCUACGAUCACGCAUCGGGAGCGGAGGUAGCUACUCUCGAAGGACAUAGCAAUCUGGUACGGGCUGUUCAAGCCGGGUUUGGUGAUCCUCCAGGCGCAGAGGAAGCACUACGACUGGAAGCUCUUGCAGUGGACAGCGAGUUUUGGGAUGCUGCUCGCAAUGGUAAUAUAUCUUAUCAACUUCGAACACCCGUGAUUCGUCGUCGUGCUGGACCACGAAAUACAGGAUCAAGAAAUCCAAAUGAUAUUAUGGCAUUAGGCGCUCACAUUCCACCAGGUGGUGGAGGAAGCCGGUGGGCACGAAUCGUUUCCGGCUCAUAUGACGAGACCGUUAUUAUAUGGAGAAAGGAUCGCGAUGGCAGGUGGCUAGUUGGACAUCGUCUUCGUCAAGCCGAUGCUGUGACGAUGGCGAAUACACCAAAUUCGAUACGUGCUCGCGACCAAGCAAUGCGUCACAUGGAGUCACUACAAGCACAACAGCGAACCACGCCGAUAAUACAGAAUCGAGCCAGGAACCCUUCCCCCACGGUUGGACCUUCCAACAAUAACAAUAAUCCCCAGAUCAAUCAUCAAGCGCCGGGAUCCGUUUUCAAUGCUACAGCGGCACCACAGCAAGCCAAUCAGCAAGCUCCUCCGGCAGCAGGGAAUAACUUUGCGCAAAAUCAAUUACAACAAGUGCAAGCGGCCAAUGAUAUCGUUGCUCAGGCUCAAGGUGCUGCACCUACACUUCAUGCGCAAGCAAUGGCAAUAGCAGCCGCGAAUCGGCACCAUAAUGCCCAGGCGACUACACCGGCGAGGAUAUACAAACUUCAAUUCGAUGCACGAAAGAUUAUCUGUGCUAGCCAGGAUUCGCGAAUUGUAGGCUGGGACUUUGCCGCGGGCGACGAGGACAUUAUGGAAGCGUCCCAAUUCUUUCUAGGGGUAUAA